UCGGGGCACUUGGACGGCGUUGUGGCUAACCAUGAGCCGAAUCUUGCUAUGCCUAGUACCCUAGCCGAUGUCAAGAGUCGUUAACACUGUUCAAGCAAGAAAGGACCACACAUGGCCUAGAUCAUAUGGGAUCUGGAGCCAAUCUCGCGCACCAUGGUCGGGCGGCGGUCGAUCCUCAACGACUCGACUCCACGGAUACGUACAGUACGUGACUGCUGCAAUGUACCCGUCGGAUGUGUGAUGAGAACGUCAUGGGCCUCCUUCGCUGCUCGUGGUGCUGCUGCAUUGACCCGCAUGGUCGUGACUGACACUUCGAGGUACUGGUCUGUACAUACAUCCAUUCUCUGUCUACUUUCAUCUCAAUCUACGGAAUCCUCACCUGGGCGAGGCAGAACCUCGGUAUCUACUGCACACCGCACUAUCGGGGCCAGACAGAACUUCCCGGAGAUUGGGCGCCGAAUCUCCACUUUGACCUGUGCGUGGUGGGGUCAUCUUCCAGACUGCAUCGAAUCUGCUUGCAUCUCCAGUUCAUUCGGAUCCGGAUGGGAGUCGGUCGGCUCAUGGACUUCCCACUCACUAGGAUACGACACUGACGUACGGGCUGUGCUGAUCUUCCUUACCAUCAGCUUGGAAAUUUCGCUCCGUUGCCCCUCCCCCUCCCCCUCCCCAUUUCCACUCGGCUGUUCAAAGUCUGCCCUGGCAAUUUGUACCAAGAAGCCAGGCGAGCAGCAGCAGCAGCACACGGUCGUUCCAUCUCGCUUCAACGCUCGAUCUCAUGUUGGGCUUAGUGCCAGUGGGUCAAGCGUAAGGACACACACCACCACGAACUCCACACAGCGGGGCAGCGGCACUCGAAGCAAUAUGCCUGAGACUCCACGAGGAGACUAGGAACAUCCUUUCAUUCUUCAAAAUUCCCAUGUGGGCAUGAAAUGUUUGGGUAGAUUCAUAUCUUGAUGACAUCGGUGGUUUUGAUCUCCGAUGAUCAUUGUCUCUCUCGGGGUCCGCCGAACUGGUUUAAUCCUGGUAACUUGCAU
This is a messenger RNA of Aspergillus japonicus CBS 114.51, 1034 nucleotides long. RefSeq lists its product as uncharacterized. The transcript has 2 exons. The record is from RefSeq and is a predicted model, not a curated record. Lineage: Eukaryota; Fungi; Ascomycota; Eurotiomycetes; Eurotiales; Aspergillaceae. The coding region runs from base 154 to 888 and encodes 244 amino acids.